GUCUACACCGUUUCUCAUCUCAGCUGAUCUGAUCCCAUUUUACUGGCUGUUUUGUGACAUCGUGGUGGGCAGCAGCGAAAAUACUUCCGCCAUCGAGUGACGUUCAUGCUACAACCGAUCGUCCACAAUCUUGUUUUCCUUGUUGACAAGCGACAAGUAAUACCCGCCCGUGUUUAUAAACCAAGAUUCAGAAUAGCUGUAAUAGGAAGAUUUAUUUGUUGAUCUGGUAUUUCUGGUAAGAAAACGAACACUGUUAUAUAGAAACAGACAAUAAAGCCUAUUGCAUCAUUCAUUAAGGUAACUUUCCUAUUUCAACCGAUCUAGGUGAUGAUCUCAAGUUAAACAGUUUAUAAUCGGUGUUAUAGCAUCUUCUCUCUCAACAAGUACUCGCAGAAACAUGGGACGAAAGAAAAUUCAAAUAUCCCGAAUCAAUGAUGAACGGAACAGACAGGUCACGUUCACCAAAAGAAAAUUUGGUCUGAUGAAAAAAGCCUAUGAGCUGAGUGUCCUUUGUGAUUGCGAAAUUGCUCUCAUUAUAUUCAAUAGUUCAAAUAAACUUUUCCAGUAUGCUAGCACAGACAUGGACAAAGUGUUACUCAAAUACACUGAAUACAAUGAACCCCACGAAAGCAGAACUAACCAUGAUAUCAUUGAGGCUUUGAAUAAAAAAGAAAACAAAGGCUGCGAAAGUCCUGAGCCUGGUGAUGAACCCUAUCAGUUGACCCCUCGUACAGAAGCUAAAUACAGUAAAAUCAACGAAGAAUUUGAGCUUAUGAUGCACAGUAACACAGUUAUGCCAAGGGGUUCAAUUAGAAACAGUUAUCCACAGAAUAUGCCAGUCAGCAUCCCGGUAUCUCAGGCUAAUAACAUGACAGGAUAUAGUUCCAAUGCAAGCAGUAGUAUGCUGCAACCACCUCAACACACUCUGGGCAGGAACUCAGUGAGUCCUGUCAGCAAUAUGACACAACCACAACGGCCCUCAAGCAGUGGACCACCAAGUACGGUACUAAGCAACGAUUCAUCAAGUGCAACAAGUACUAGUACUGGCACUGGUACCACAGAUCACCACUUAAAUUAUAGAAAGAUUGGUUACUCAUCUAACCAAGAAUAUAUUUCUUCAUCAGUAGGAAGUAACUAUGGCAACCCUUCAAGGACAUCACCCGGCGGCACAUCGCCUGGGGGACUAGUCACCAAAGCAAUGACAAAACAAUCUCCGACAGCUACGCGGCCUCAGCUCAGAGUAGUAAUUCCAACGAGUCGAGGGCUGCCACAAGGAAUAAGUGCUAAUCCAAACCAGUCUUUAGCUACUCCAACCGUGUCUUUGGCAACACCUAGCAACCCACCAGGAAUACCAAAUUAUCCGUCCGCAAUGCCAACUGCUUUUCAAUCAGGUGACUUUGCACUGAACACUGCAGAUUUGUCUCAGUUAUCAAAUUUCAAUUCACCUGGAACGUUACCACUCAGUGCGGUAUCGGCAUGGCAACAUCAGCAUCCUCUUUCAGCAGCAGUACAGGCAGCAGGGAUAACUGGUAGUACACCUUCAUCUUCAACGCCUGGCUUACUAACUACUGAUCGAGGCAUGGGUGGCAUAAAAAGUGAGCCGAUUUCUCCACCACGUGAUAAAAACCAAUUGAAUCCUACAGCUGGCAGAUGUACUCCACAUGAUACAGCUAUGUCACCCGGCCGGCAUAGUCACUGCAGCUCAGCGUCUGCGUCACCGUUUGCAGGAAGUGAUCGAGAAGAUGGGCGUGGAGGGGGAGACUCGAAUUACCAGUCAUCAGGCAAUAGAGGAAGCAUCAUGGGGGACAAAGAUGGGCCUCCUACAAAGCGACAACGAAUUGAAAAUGCUUGGUCAACGUAGUUUGAAAUUUACAAUGUAAACAAGGACGUGUUACAAUAUCAUAUCAGAUGCAACAUAAAAUUUAAUGAAUAUAAAUAGCCUAGGGUUAGAAUACUUUUUUCCAGCAGGUUGUUUCCUUACCCGGUACUCAUACCCGAGUCAUGUUAGUGUAUUUUUCAGGUGUAGAUUAGAAUAUUUUUUUCAUAAAAUGAGAGAAUUGGGAUAGAGAACCUUGUGAAGGAAACAACACAGCUUUACAGAAAUACAUUAAAAUGUUAGCCUUGUACUAUAGUCGUGUGUAAUGUACACAUUGAUUAAAGUCAUUGUACUGGAUAUCUUGAUUUAGUGAAGCAUGUAUCAUGGUAUAGUAUACUCAAUAUGUCAGUAUAAUAAAUGAUAUACUGAUUACUGAUACCUCUGUAUAGCGAAGGGUGUACUGACUUGAUACCUACAGUGUAGGUAUAAUGAAAGAUGACUUUAUACCUCUGUAAAAUGAAGGAGAUACUGACAUCAAUAAAUAUUGAAAGGUGCAUGACACGACUGCAAUGAAAAGGUAUACUGACUUGAUACCUCAAUAUACUGAAGGUUUUCUUUAUGUAUAAUGAAAGACAUACUAACUUGAUACCUUGGUAUAAUGAAGUGUAUACUGACCCAAUACCUCAGUGUGUACUGACCCAAUAUCUUGGUAUAUUGAAGGGUGUAGUGAAGGGUAUACUGAGAUGAUACUUCAGUAUAGAGAAGGUUUUACUGACCAAAUACCUCAGUAUAGUGAAGGGUUUACUGACUUAAUACCUCAGUAUAGUGAAGAGUUUACUCACUUAAUACCUCAGUAUAGAGAAGGUUUUACUGACUUAAUACCCCAGUAUAGAGAAGGUUUUACUGACUUAAUACUUCAGUAUAGUGAAGGGUUUACUGACUUAAUACCUCAGUAUAGAGAAGGUUUUACUGACUUAAUACCUCAGUAUAGUGAAGGGUUUACUGACCUGAUAACUUGGUAUAGUGAAGGGUGAACUGGCUUGAUACCUCAGUAUAAUGAAGGGUGUACUGACUUGAUACCUCGGUAUAGUGAAGAGUGUUAAUGACUUGAUACCUCACCUUAUAUUACAAUUAAAAUUUCUAAUAGCUUUAUCAAAAAAGGACAAAAAAAUACUUUAUUAAAAGUGAUGUUCAGUGUUCUUUGGAAUACAGUCAUACAUAGCAAUAGAAAGAAAAUAACAAUGUUAUUUUUUUGCUACUUAGUAUAAAUUAACUGCUACACGCCAGAUUAUCGAUCUUCUAGAUUUACAUGAAGCUUUUAACAACACCAGUCACUCUUGAAAUUAAAGACAAAAAUUAUUAUUCCUUUACAAUACGAAAUGCAAAUUUGAAAUGAAUUUAAAAACAUUGUUGGAACCUACCACAUUAGUAACUCUGCCCAUAUUUGUUAUGUUACCAUCCCUUCAGUUACUUUCCUUAGUUAUAUAUACACAUUGACAAUUUUGGGGUAGAUUGAAAGAACAUUAAGUUUGCCAUUUUUUUUUAAUUUUUUUUUGGGAUGUACAGUGUUUUAUUAAAUAUAGAUUAUUUGUUAGAAAAGAGUUAUUUGAACAUUACUUUCAUAGUGUAACGUCUAGAGUUAAUAAUAUAUUAAGUUUGAAAUAAAACACAAUGUAAAACAGAUUCUAAAGAAACUGUUUGCAUCAAUAGUUACAACUAUGUUACUACCUAUUAAACCUUUGGACUAAAAGUCCAACUGAUUUUUGUUGUUUUCUUUGAUAAUGAAUUGUCUAGCUGAGGUUUGCACAGCGUUUUGAUACAUAAUGACACAUCUAUGUGGCCUUAUACGAUGCUGGCAAUAUAGAAAGAGAGAUAUUUAAAUUAUGGCCGGCCAUGUUCUUCUGUUAUUUUCAGAGACUUGCCUUCUAACUCCGUAGGUCAGAGAGUUAUAGCUAGAAAGACCAGCAGCUGCAUUUCUUCGGUUUUUUUUUGGAUGAGAGAUAAAAUAAAAAAUAAACACAAAAAAUUAUCACUUUCUUUUUUGGAAAACCACCAUUUAUAUUAUUUUAUAUGUGAUCUUGUAUUUCUGUUUCAAAUUGCUUCGUUUUUGUACAGUAUUUUGUGAGCAGAAGGGUGAUAAAAUACACUAAAUGUUUCUCAGGCUCAGUGGUGCAUUACCCACAAUGCAACUGGCUCAUUUGCAUACUAACUGUCUGCAAACAAGUGUUGGUUAUUUCUUUACUUGGUGAAUUGUAUCCUGUUAUUUAUUAUUGUUUAAUAUUAUUGUUAUUGAUAAUGUUUUUUAAAAAAAAGUGGUAUAGUUUAUUUGUACACUUCAGUGUUACUUGUUAUACAAAAGUAAUUGAAUUAUCUUGAGUUUGAUUUCGUUUCUGUGGACCAGAGAAGCCCAGGACAGAUGGUGUGCUCCAACCUGACCCUUCUCAGUAUUAAAAAAAAAUAUAUAUUUUUUUUUUUUUAAUUUCUUAUGAAUUAGAGUUGAUUAUUUAUGUUUUUUUCUUAAAUACUUUACUUAGAAUGUUAAAACCACCAAUGAACUAAACAGAAAGUACACCUUUAUUAACCUAGUGACUUUGUGUGAUUAAACAAAAGUACAUCAAGCUUACAAUUCAUGGUGCAAAACAAAAACUUACAUUUUGGAGAGGAGACCAUUUUAAAAUUUAAGACUAUUUAAAUAUGUCACUAUUUAAUGACUGAAGUGGAUGGACCAUUCCAUUUAUUGGAGGGGGUCUGGGUGUUCUGGAGCUGGGCUCUCUUUUUUGCUUUCCUAAUGGAAUGGUCGCUUCUUCAGUGAAUUUAGCCUCAUAAAUUAACCAGAUAAGAUUUUGAAAGUAGCACAGGGGACAGCUUCGUAAAUGUUAGUAAAGAAGACUGGGGAGAUGGCUUGCCGACUGCCAUAGAUUUGAUAGUUGUACAUUAGUGAAAAAAUUAUCAAAUGAUUUGUAUCAAUGAUUGCUAGGUUUCCAUGGAUUUCAUUUCUGUUUCAAUGAUAUCAGUCAAUGUUCUCAUAAUCCUCCCCUCUGAAGGCUGUCAAUCGUCACUGUAUUUGUCUAUGCAGUAAAGCCAACCUUCAGUGCACUGUUGCAUUGUAAACCACAAUAGAACUUAAUAACUACCAACGACUGGCCACAGAAAAAGAAAAAAAAAGUACACUACAUAACAUGACCGAUUUUUGCCUAAAUUUUUUUUAUUAAUUUAUAACGAGUAUUCUGUUGUGAAAGUAGGCUAUGCAUUUGCUGUUAAAUCUGCAUGAUUUAGUUUUAAGUCGGGUUGCACACAAUCUAAAUACGGUAUGUGUAUACAAUAUGCUGGUACCAUGCCUGAACCAAACUACAAUGGUCAACUUACAGAAUUAUACCACUGCUGAACAACUAGUAUACUAUAAUAUUUUUUAGUUGUCGGGGUCGAGGGGCGGCUGCUCCCUCUUGUUCAUCUUGAUUUGGCGGGAGAUGCAAAGUCCCCCACAAAACGCGAAAUCCAUGGAUAAACCUAUUUAUUUAUUUAUUGUAACAGAUAAAAUGUAGACAAAAUAAUUCUUACUUGAAAAAAAAAAAUAUUUGUUUAUUUUGUUAGCUGACAAAGCAGGUCUUUGCCGUAAAACAAAGACCACAUUUUUACCUAGGUAAUGAUUGUUCUGUAUUGAUUGGCUUUUCUUUUAUGCCUUCUGUAUUGAAUAACUUUGUUUUUUUCAUGGUUUGUCACUGUAUAGAUAAAUUGUACUACACAAUAUUAUUCAUAUUUUUAUGGAAUUUUUUCAUGAUGCAAGGAUUGUAUGUAUGGUUUUACUGCAUAUUACAGUAAAAUUUGGCUUAAAAUGUA
Saccoglossus kowalevskii is the source of this 5653-nucleotide messenger RNA. RefSeq names its product myocyte enhancer factor. Gene Ontology annotation, molecular function: DNA-binding transcription factor activity, RNA polymerase II-specific; histone deacetylase binding; RNA polymerase II cis-regulatory region sequence-specific DNA binding. Lineage: Eukaryota; Metazoa; Hemichordata; Enteropneusta; Harrimaniidae. Gene Ontology annotation, biological process: cell differentiation; positive regulation of transcription by RNA polymerase II. The record is from RefSeq and is marked provisional.